Molecule: messenger RNA, 3535 nt
Organism: Penaeus monodon (black tiger shrimp)
Lineage: Eukaryota; Metazoa; Arthropoda; Malacostraca; Decapoda; Penaeidae
Product: glutamate receptor ionotropic, NMDA 2B-like
Exons: 20
Biological process (GO): modulation of chemical synaptic transmission; synaptic transmission, glutamatergic; monoatomic ion transport
Cellular component (GO): postsynaptic membrane; plasma membrane
Molecular function (GO): transmitter-gated monoatomic ion channel activity involved in regulation of postsynaptic membrane potential; NMDA glutamate receptor activity
Source: RefSeq, a predicted model, not a curated record
CCGUACAAAUUCAAAAAGCCUGUGUCUCCCCUUCGCCAGGCCUCCAUGAGUGGGCUGAGGAUCCAAAUGGCGCCGUCCAUCCAUCAUCAAGCGGCCGCCAUGUUGUCUAUCCUGGUGAGGUACCAGUGGCACGCCUUCACCAUCGUGACGUCACACAUCGCCGGCCACGCUGACUUCGUGCAGACGGUCCGGGAUCAGGUGCACCAGUACGAAGACCCUCAUGACAUCUCCAAGCCGAAGAUCAAGUUCACCAUCAUCGACACCGUGCUCGUGAACCGCGCGGAGGACGACCUCGGGGUCAUCGCCGACAGCGAAGCCCGAAUCAUGCUGCUCUACUCCACCCGCAUGGAAGCCGCGUCCAUCAUGCGGGCGGCCGAGAAGCUGGGUCUGACGGGCAAGAACUACGUGUGGAUCGUCACCCAGUCGGUCGUCGGCCCCGAUAUCCACGCGCCGUCGGCUUUUCCCGUCGGGAUGCUCGGCGUUCACUUCGACACAAACGACGACGCCCUUCAGGAGGCCAUCGUCACCACCAUCAGGAUCUUCGGCUUUGGCGUCCUCAACUUCCUCAGCGACACACGCAACGAGCACCUCAGCCUCAAGCCACAGCUCUCUUGCGAGGGCCACACGAACGCCAGGUGGAAGCUCGGCGCCACCUUCUACAGGUACUUGAAGAACGUGAGCGUCCCCUACGACAAGGUCUACGAGAACUACGACGCAAAGAGGGUCGAGCGGUUCGGCCUGGUCGAGUUCCUGCCCGACGGGACACGCAAGGAUGUCGAGCUCAAGAUCAUGAACUUACGAGACGCCGGGACAGCCGACAGCAGAAAGUGGGAGGAGAUUGGCACAUGGAACUCCUGGGACCCUCAGGGCGUGACGAUCAACGACAUCGUGUGGCCGGGAUACCAGCACGUUCCCCCGCAGGGCGUGCCUGAGAAGUAUCACCUCAAUAUCGUGUUUCUCGAGGAACCUCCAUACAUCAGCUUGGCUUCACCCGACCCCGUGACGGGCCAGUGCAACGCGAACCGUGGCAUCCUCUGCAGGGUUGCUACGAAGGCAAUGAUGGCCAACGUGACCAACCAGACUCUGGCUCAACAGAACAGUACCUACUACCAAUGCUGCUCGGGAUUCUGUAUAGACAUGCUGCAGAAAUUUUCGGAUGAGCUCGGCUUCUCGUACGAUCUCUUUCGGGUCGAAGAUGGCAAAUGGGGCACUCUUGAGAAAACUGAAACUGGCUACAAGUGGAACGGUCUGGUCGCCGCCCUCAUGAACCACAAGGCUGACAUGGCGCUGAGCAGCUUCAAGAUCAAUUCGGAGCGCGAGAGUGUCAUAGACUUUACGGUGCCAUUUCUCGAGUCCGGGAUAGCCAUUGUGGUGGCCAAGAGAACCGGUAUUAUCUCACCGACGGCGUUCCUGGAACCGUUCGACACCGCCUCGUGGAUGCUGGUCGCCUUCGUUGCCAUACAGGUGGCUGCUCUCACGGUGUUUCUCUUCGAGUGGCUCAGCCCUGGAGGGUACAACAUGAAGGUUGCUCCUCCCCGCGAUCACAAGUUCUCCCUCCUGCGGACGUACUGGCUUGUGUGGGCGGUGUUGUUCCAGGCGGCCGUGCAUGUCGACUGCCCCAAAGGAUUCACGGCUCGAUUCAUGGCCAAUAUGUGGGCCAUGUUCGCCGUCGUGUUCCUGGCCAUCUACACGGCCAACCUCGCCGCCUUCAUGAUCACGCGGGAGGAAUACCAUGACUUUUCGGGCAUCGAGGACCACAGGCUCCAGAACCCCUACGUGAAGAAACCCCCCUUUAAGUUCGGAUACGUGACGUACACCAACACGGAAACCAUUCUGAACAAGCACCAGCCCGAGAUGUUCCGGUACAUGAAGGAAUACAGCAAGUCGAGUAUCGCUUCUGGGAUCAAGGCUAUCAAGAAAGGGGACCAGGACGCCUUCCUCUACGAUGCCACGGUGUUGGACUACCUGGUGGGGCAAGAUGACGAGUGCCAGCUGCUGACGGUGGGCACUUGGUAUCACAUGACGGGCUACGGCAUUGCUUUCCCGAGAGGAUCCAAGCACACGGCGCAGUUCAACGAGAGACUCAUGUCAUACAAGGAUAACGGAGACAUGGAGAGGAUACAAAGGUUCUGGCUGACGGGCGCCUGUAAACCCAAGAAACAAAACAAACGAGCAUCAGAACCUUUAGCCCUGGAGCAGUUCUUGUCCGCUUAUCUCCUGCUGUUCUCUGGGGUCCUGCUGGCGCUGAUCCUGCUUCUGCUCGAACAUUUCUACUUCAAAUACGUGAGACAACACUUAGCCAAGACGGAUUCCGGAGGCUGCUGCGCGCUCAUCAGCCUGAGCAUGGGUAAAUCGCUGACGUUCCGCGGCGCUGUGUUCGAGGCCCAGGACAAGCUGAGGCGCCACCGCUGCCGAGACCCGCUCUGCGACACCCACAUCUGGAAGGUGAAGCACGAGCUCGACAUGGCCAGGGUCAGGAUCAAGCAGCUGGAGAAGGAGCUGGAGUCCCACGGCGUCAAGCCCAGCAGGAAGUUCGCCAGCAGACAAGGCAAUAUACUCACCAGCUGUUGGAAACCAAGAGCCAAUGACGAAGGCGAUGGAGAACCCGUGCCCCAGAUCCUGAACGUCUACGCUAGCCUGACGACCGUGCGAGCCGAGCGGGAGAUGCUGGGGGCGCGGGAGGUCUUCGGCGUGAGAGACAUGACCCGCAACCACAUCACCUCCAACGAACCGGCGCCAAGGCCCUCCUCCACGACCGCCCUCACCCCCCCGGCGCCGACCGAAGCAGGAGGGGCGAGGCAGAGGACGAGGCAAUUCUCUGGGAACAUUACAGGUCGCGUUACAGAGGUUUGACUAACAUCAGUGGAAAUAAGAGAAAUUGCUGAAAUGGAAACAGUAUUAUAAAGGUUUGAUACAUAUUAAACAAAAAACGUUGUAAAUAAAAAAAAAAAGAUUUUGUAAAGAAAGUUCAAAUGAAGAUGUAGGUUUUAGAAACAGCAUUUAUACCACCUCCUUAGCCAGUUCAUGUUUCGAACCUCAGUGACUCUCUAUAGCCCACUGACAAUAGAAAAUCAAAUGUGUAAAUUGAUCAUCAUGCAUUUAGUGCUUGAAGAUAAUGCUCACGUAGUUCGCGUGCCAAAACAACAUGUAGUUCGUGUGCCAAAAAAAUAUGAAGAAAAAAAGAUAAAAGCAUGGACCAUGGGUACGCAUAUUAUGGCGUUCGUGGUUAAAUCAUGUGCUAUCAUGUAAAUACUUUAUUAUUCUGCGACUUUCACGGGCUGAUGUGUGACAUUCUGAAACAAUACAAUAUCAGCAACUCUCAGUAAGACUUUAUUCUUUUGUAAAUAUGUUCCCCCAAAUAAUACGAGUGGUAGGCAUUGUUUUGUGUAAUCUGUUUAAAUCACUCGCGGAUCUGUAAUAUGUAUUGCAUGCGGGGUAUCUGUCUGGUUAUGUACACAAGAAAAUAAAUCUAUGUAAUAAGAAACUACAUGUGGACAUCAGUACGCUUCAGUGCGUUAUAUAGGAAAUUCUGAUA